GGUAUCCAUGUAUGAAUCUCAUCUCCGGAGUGGCAAGGAUAAUAAUAAGUAUGUUGCGUGUUUGUAAUCUAUGAAGCAUGCGGAUCUAGCACGUGAAGAUCUGUGGCUGACGGAUGGGUAAUGGCGGUGUUUUGUUUGUUGUGAUGUAAACAGUGCUUAAGGGACGUUCAAACGACAUGGCAAGUGGCAUUGCAACAACAAAAUCUACAGGCCCAGCGCCAACAGUUGAACAGAUAAAUGCUGACAGAAUAACACAACUGGCUAAUAAAUACUGGGCGCCGUAUACCAUUGAUAACCAUCAUCCCUAUGACUCAGGAAUUGUGGAAGACUUAUAUGUUACGGAAAUUUAUGGCUCGAAUUUUGCAAUACGGCGAAUCAUGAUGCUAGAGUUCAGCCAGUACUUGGAAAACUAUCUGUGGCCAAACUAUAAAACGGGACAUGCAUCUCAUGCACAUAUGAUGUCAAUUGUUGUCAUGGUAAAUGAAAAGUUCCGUGAAAGAGUACCUGCUUGGCAGCCCUUCUGCAAGAGACCUGAUCACUUCUCAGGAUUUUUCCAGCAAGUGUUAGAGGCAUGCAUAAUGGAAAAUGUAGCAACGAGUCUUCGUGAACAGACAGCUCUUUUACUUUUCCUCAAUCACUGUUUUAAUAGUAUGGAGGUAGCACUUAUAAGAGACCAGGUUAAGAGACUUGUUUCUCUGUCCAUGUGGGUCUCCCUUCUACAAGGUCGCCGAGAACAAGAACUUAAAGCAGAACCCAAAUGGCGUAAGUUCUGGAAGCUCAUACAGCGUAAAGAUGCAGGAAAUCUGAAACCAAGACAAGACUGGGAACGGCGUUUCCUGAAGAGACUCAUGGUUCACUUCAUAAAACUGCUUGAAACAAUUCCUGAAGAAGGUCCUCUGUCAGAUGAUGUUGUUCAUUACUGCGAAAGAUUUCUGGAACUUCUGAUUGACUUGGAGGCUCUUCUUCCAACACGUCGCUUUUUCAAUACGGUAUUAGACGAUACGCAUCUAGUUGUGCGGUGUUAUUUAUCAAGUUUACCUCAGCGCCCAGAGGGAAAUCUCUUUGCUCAGUUGCUUGAUAUGCUGAAGUUUUAUUCACGCUUUGAGAUAAGUGAUUCAACUGGGGAUCCAUUAACUGACCAUGAUAUGACUCAGCAACAUUACUCAAAAAUAACAUCAUUACAGAAGGCUGCAUUUGCAAAAUUUCCAGAACUCAGAAGUUUUUCUCUUGCAAAUGUUGCAAGUGUUGAUACAAGGGAUUCUUUGUUAAAACAUUUUGGUUCUUUGAGUCAGCAGAAAUUAAGAGCAAUAGCAACAUAUUUGAACCUAGUGCCAGGAGAGGAAUCUGCUGAGGUUGAAGAAUGGCAUCGUGUUGAUAGGAACUUUCUGCUGGAGUUGCUGGUUUCACGGCAUGAAAGGAGGGCAUCACAGCUUGAAGCACUCAAUGAGAUGCCUUUGUAUCCUACCGAAGAGAUUAUAUGGAAUGAAAACAUAGUUCCCACUGAGUAUUUCUCUGGUGAAGGAUGUCUUGCUCUGCCAAAGCUCAACCUGCAGUUUCUCACUCUCCAUGACUACCUACUCCGAAAUUUCAAUCUUUUCCGCCUGGAGUCAACGUAUGAAAUUCGUCAAGACAUAGAAGAUGCUGUCAUUCGCCUGAGUCCAUGGCGUGCAGAGGAUGGAAGUGUUUUCUAUGGUGGAUGGGCACGUAUGGCUCAACCUAUUGUUCAUUUUGCAGUUGUUGAAGUGGCAAAGCCUAACAUAGGGGAAAAGAGACCAUCAAGAGUACGUGCUGACAUCACUGUCAACCUGAGUGUACGUAAUGAGAUAAAAGCAGAAUGGGAAGGUUUGCGCAAGCAUGAUGUGUGUUUUUUGAUAGCUGUCCGUCCUACAGCACCUAUUGGUACAAAGUAUGACCAGCGAGAGCCUUUUGUGCCUCAGGUUGGUCUGACAUAUGUUCGUGGCUGCGAAGUAGAGGGCAUGUUGGAUCAGAAUGGCCGUGUCAUUGAAGAAGGACCAGAGCCAAAACCACAACUGCCUGGAGAACGACGAACUUUCAGGGUGUGGCUUGAUUGCAAUCAAUAUUGCAAGGACAUGGAUCUUGCCAGCCAGGGACAUGAGGAUGUGUACGAGACAUUUAACAUUCUGAUGAGGCGGAAACCCAAAGAAAACAAUUUCAAAGCCGUGCUUGAAACAAUUAGGGAGUUAAUGAAUACAGAAUGUGUAGUCCCUGACUGGCUUCAUGAUAUCAUCUUGGGUUAUGGUGAUCCGGGAGCAGCACAUUACACCAGGAUGCCAAAUGAAAUAGAUACAAUGGAUUUCAAUGACACAUUUCUGGAUAUGGACCAUUUGCGUGCAAGCUUUCCAGAUUAUGAAAUUCGUGUCAAGACAGAUGAUCCGCGCAAGCUGGUGCCUCCUUUCAGGUUGACAUUUGAGGAUGUUAAAACACGGAAACGAGAGGUGGACAGUGAUGACCCAAAACAGUCUGAGCGGAGGGUCAUUAUUGUUGAGCCUCAUACAAUACCGAGCCGUGGACCAUACUUAUUCAAUGAGCCUAAGAGGAAUAGUAUUCCAUUCACACCAACACAAAUAGAGGCUAUUAGAGCAGGAAUGCAGCCAGGACUGACAUUAGUUGUUGGACCCCCAGGAACUGGUAAAACAGAUGUUGCCGUGCAGAUCAUCUCCAAUCUGUAUCACAACUUUCCAAAUCAGCGCACUCUCAUAGUAACACACUCAAAUCAAGCCUUGAACCAACUGUUUGAAAAGAUCAUGGCUCUUGAUAUUGAUGAACGCCAUCUUCUACGUCUAGGACAUGGAGAAGAAGCACUGGAAACAGAGAAGGAUUUCAGUAGGUACGGGCGAGUAAAUUAUGUUCUAGCAAAGAGAUUGGACUUACUAAUGGAGGUUCAGCGUUUGCAGGAAAGUCUCCAGGUUUCGGGAGAUGUUGCUUACACCUGUGAGACAGCUGGCCAUUUCUUCUUAUACCAAAUACUGGCUCGCUGGGAGCGUUUUCUGAGUAGAGUUCGACCACCUUCUGGCAAAAUAGUUCCUGUGAAAACAAUAAAAGAUGAAUUUCCCUUUCAUUGCUUCUUCGACAAUGCACCAAAACCUCUUUUCAAGCAAAGAUCAUAUGAGGAAGACAUGGAAAUUGCUGAAGGUUGUUUCAGAUACAUAGAAAAGAUUUUCACACAGCUUGAGGAAUUCCGAGCAUUUGAGCUGUUGAGAAGUGGAUUGGAUAGAUCAAAAUAUCUACUCGUAAAGGAGGCAAAGGUGAUAGCUAUGACAUGUACCCACGCUGCUCUUAAGCGGAGAGAACUUGUUGAUCUUGGUUUCAAGUAUGAUAACAUAUUAAUGGAAGAAUCUGCCCAGAUUCUUGAAAUUGAAACAUUUAUUCCAUUGUUGCUGCAAAAUCCUCAGGAUGGAUAUAGCAGAUUGAAACGUUGGAUUAUGAUUGGUGAUCAUCAUCAGCUGCCUCCUGUAAUAAAGAACAUGGCAUUCCAGAAGUAUUCAAAUAUGGAGCAGUCACUUUUUACACGGAUUGUUCGUCUUGGAGUGCCAACUGUCGAUUUAGAUGGCCAGGGACGAGCAAGACCCAGUAUUUGUAACCUAUAUAACUGGCGGUAUAAGAAGCUUGGCAAUCUUGCACAUGUGGAGACAUGGCCAGAAUACAGAGUGGCAAACCCUGGAUUUUGGUUUGACUUCCAGCUUAUUAAUGUGGAAGACUUCAAUGGCGUUGGUGAGACUGAACCGAGCCCAUACUUUUACCAGAAUCUUGCUGAAGCUGAGUACUGUGUAGCUGUCUUUAUGUAUAUGAGACUUCUUGGUUAUCCUGCACAUAAGAUUUCUAUUCUGACAACCUACAAUGGGCAGAAACAUCUAAUCAGAGAUGUGGUCAAUAUACGAUGUGCCACAAAUCCACUUAUCGGGCGGCCGCACAAGGUGACUACAGUGGAUAAAUAUCAGGGACAGCAAAAUGAUUACAUCUUGUUAUCCUUGGUGCGUACACGAGCUGUGGGACAUCUACGUGAUGUACGACGUCUUGUUGUUGCAAUGUCACGAGCGAGACUUGGCUUGUAUGUCUUUGCAAGAGCAUCACUGUUCAAGAAUUGUUUUGAGCUGACUCCAGCAUUUAGUCAGCUUAUGCAGAGGCCGUUGAAGCUGUACUUGGCUCCACAUGAGACCUAUCCAACUCAGCGUUCAAAUGAUCAACCACCUUCAGGAAGUCCUGUUGAGAUGGCAGACAUGGCACAGAUGGCCACAUUUGUAUAUGAUUUUUACAUACAGAAAGUUCACGCCUUGAAGUCUGCUUUUUAUGAUGCCCAGAAGGUCUGGCAGAAGCCAGGAUCAAAACUGUCAUCUUCUCAAGAUGGACCACAACAUUUUGUAUCUCAUCACCCAGGUGCAGAUGAUGAUACAGACAGUGAGGAAGAGCAGGAAAGAAUCAAACUUGAAGUCACAACAGAUUCACAAUAUGAAGGACAAGCCGCAGUUGUUGGGGCAGCUGUAAUGUAUGGUGAAGCUGAUGCAAAUGCUAUUUCCCAGGCACAGCAGCCAGCUGUCCCUGAAGAUGGUACAUUGUCACAAUUUGAGGCAGCUGUGUGUGUAAGCAGUGCUACACCCGUACCAUCAGAUGUAGACUCGGUGCCAGCUGCAAGCAAUGAAAGAAAUGAUUUGUUGGGCAAUGGCAGACCAAUAGCUGUAAAGAUGGGUGGAGUAGAGUUUCAACAAGAAGUGUCAGAUCCUACCACUCCUGAAGAACACCAUCAACAUAGAGCCAAAAUUCAAAACACUAUUAGAAAAAAAGAAGCAGAAGAUUCUUCAGAAAAGGAAUCUUCUUCAGAAGAUGACUCUUAAAAUUUAACGUUACUGAAAUGAUAAAACAAAUGUGCUUUUUAUCAAGCACAUAAGGUAAUCUGUUAUAAUCUCUGAAAAUGUCAUUUUCCUUUCAUUGCAUAUAUUCAGAUGACUGUCUGUAGAGAAUUACUUGUCAGUUACUCAGAUGGAUCUUGUGUGAUGCAGGUGAAGGUUAUGUAAAUGGAAAAUUUUACCACUGUUGACACAUUGUAGGUUUAUAGUGGUUUCAGAUAGUUAUGAUAUAUAUGUGACAGAUUUCAACAGUGAUUACAUUUUAGUAUCAGAUGUGAUCUAAUGAUUUGUAUUGUUCAAUAAAAGACUGAGACCUUUUUUAUCAACCAUCA
Molecule: messenger RNA, 5194 nt
Organism: Schistocerca piceifrons (Central American locust)
Lineage: Eukaryota; Metazoa; Arthropoda; Insecta; Orthoptera; Acrididae
Product: RNA helicase aquarius
Exons: 27
Coding region: 177-4850 (1557 amino acids)
Biological process (GO): mRNA splicing, via spliceosome
Cellular component (GO): catalytic step 2 spliceosome
Molecular function (GO): mRNA binding; helicase activity
Source: RefSeq, a predicted model, not a curated record